Molecule: messenger RNA, 1036 nt
Organism: Suillus subaureus
Lineage: Eukaryota; Fungi; Basidiomycota; Agaricomycetes; Boletales; Suillaceae
Exons: 1
Coding region: 243-818 (191 amino acids)
Source: RefSeq, a predicted model, not a curated record
GUGGCACUUAAGUACGUUUCUUGGCUAUCUCCGCCGCCUCGGAAGUCUAAUCAUCCUUCGCAUCAGCUGCCUACUUCAGUCAACAGAAGCUUGAUCGGCUCAACACUAUCGAUAAUAUACCAGGGGUCGGUGAUGUCCCGGUUCCAGACGGGUGGUUCCGAAGUGCUCGUAGAGAUGCUAAGACGAGACGAGACGAUGACCUACCAAAAUCUGCGCUUGCAAAGCAACUCCCACAGUUUCCCAUGGAGGGCGUACUACCCAAGAUCAAUCCGGUUCAAUCCGGGUUUCAGUCAUCAUUCCACGCUUCAAAUUCCAAUCCUUCGCCGUUUACACAUUUUCCCACUUCAAGAAAUUCCUCCCAACUUGAUCUGCUGGAGAUAGAGGCGACAAGCGGGCGUAAAACCGCCUAUUCCUUUCCUUCUUCCACAGAAGGAUCGUCUAGGCAUUACUCUUCCAACAUCCGUCAGACGACUUAUUCGGCUCCAAAUGUGGUUCCUACUCAGAUGCAAUCACAAUUUCGUGAUGCGCCGUUCCAGAGUCGCUCGGCAUGUCCAUCUCCCCCCUCAUCGUCAUCCUCAGGACCUGCUACCCCAAGUCCACGCAUCAGUCCUUCCCAUCUCUCGGAACAGCUUGUGCCCCUCGAAUACCUGCAAGGGCUUGCAUAUCCGAGGCGUGAACCGAUUGAUGAGCAAUUUCUUCAGCGUUUUUCAACUCAGGUCUCACCAGGUUUUGUCUCAAAGGGAGGAGACCGAAAUCAUCCCCCUUCAAAGGGACAUUCUGCUUUGCGCUCCGAAUCGACAGGGUGCUCGUAUACCUAAUGAUUUAUUGAGGUCGAUCUAAUCUCGAGACAUUCUGCGAUUUCCUCUUCUACUUAUUUUAAUGUACCUCAUCUCCCAGGUGUGGGCAGCCCAAUUCUUUGUCAAUUACACCUGGACUUUACAUAUAUAAUCCUCACGCAUACCUCGUUAAACUUACAUAUUGUUACUUGUGUUUAUAUACUUGAUGCCAAACGCACAGGCACCUUAUUUUCUGAAAA